GCUCCUCCCAGAAGGAUCAUGGGUGGAGGGUGGAAUAAGGGAGGCAGAUGCACGGCCGCUUCUGCAGGGUCGGACCUGCUGCUGAGAUACUUGGCACUUCGAUGACGUCUUGCGUUGCAGAGAUGUGAAUUUUGCUGAAUCUUGAGCAGAGUUCUUAACUGUCCGGUUAUGGAAGAGAAUUGUGGGGUUAUGAGCCCUUUCGAAGUUGGCAGUUCAGAGACGGAGAAUAAAGAAUUGUGUGUUUUGGAUGCAGAAAAGAAGGGGGGAGAUAAGGAAAGGGAGCCUCCGAGAAGGAAAACUAAAUUAAACCCGAUGAGGAAUAAAGCAUCUCCUUCUUUGGCCAAAGAUCACCCUGGUCGGCUCGCCGGUCUGGGAGAAAACGACAAAGGACAUGGAACUAAAAUCUUCCUUCAACGCCAGAAAAGUUUCCAUUCGGACUCCAACCUCAUAGCUCAUUGCACCAGCUACGUCAAGGAGCAGCCCUUCAAAUGCGAGAAGUGCGGGAGGAGUUUCGGCUUGAGCAUGCACCUCAGCGCCCAUCGGCGGAUGCAUGCGCAGGAGAAGCCCUUUAAAUGCUCCCAGUGCAGCAAAAGCUUUGGUGCCAUGACCAGCCUCGCCAGUCACCAGCGGAGCCACACGGGAGAGAAACCCUACAAGUGCUCAGAGUGCGGCAAGAGCUACGCUUCCAGCACCAGCAUGGCUUACCACCAGAGGACGCAUCGCGGGGAGAAACCUUACAAGUGCUUGGAAUGCGGCAUCGGCUUCAGCUUGAGCACCAGUCUCAUUUCCCACCAGAGGAUCCACACGGGGGAGAAACCCUACAAGUGCCUGGAGUGCGGGAAGAGCUUCCGGGUGAGCACAAGCCUCACCUCCCACCAGCGCAUCCACACGGGGGAGAAGCCCUACCAGUGCCUGGAUUGCGAGAUGAGCUUCUGGCGGAGUUCGGAUCUCAACACCCACCAGAGGAUCCACACGGGGGAAAAACCCUACCAGUGCAUGGCGUGUGGGAAGAGCUUCCGGGUCAGCUCCAGCCUCACUUCCCAUCAGAGGACCCACACGGGGGAGAAACCCUAUACCUGCUCGCAGUGUGGGAAGAGCUUCACCAGGAGCACACACCUCAAUGCUCACCAACGGACCCACAGGGCAGCAGCCGUGUGAAUACUUAAGUCUGGAUGCGCCUGAGAGCAGAUCUCAUUGAGGAAUUCUCUCAAGACACAACCCCCCUUCCCCCAAGCUUUGAAUGUAUGGAACGAGUUUUAAUUUUUAGUGUACCGUAUUAAUGUUAGAAGUGGUGCGGUGGCCUAGGGGUGGAGCGCUCGCCUCACAAUCAGGAGGCUGUGAAUUCGAUCCUGGGUAG
Thamnophis elegans (Western terrestrial garter snake) is the source of this 1357-nucleotide messenger RNA. RefSeq names its product zinc finger protein 239-like. Gene Ontology annotation, biological process: regulation of transcription by RNA polymerase II. Gene Ontology annotation, molecular function: DNA-binding transcription factor activity, RNA polymerase II-specific; RNA polymerase II cis-regulatory region sequence-specific DNA binding. The transcript is spliced from 3 exons. The record is from RefSeq and is a predicted model, not a curated record. Lineage: Eukaryota; Metazoa; Chordata; Lepidosauria; Squamata; Natricidae. The coding region runs from base 169 to 1158 and encodes 329 amino acids.